AUGAGUACUUUAAUAGCAAACCGUGCUCAAUCGGCUUAUCCUCGGCCAUCGUAUCAAACCGAAACAAAUAAUCAAGAUGUUAAUAUUAAAAAACGUCCUACAACUAGUGUAAAUCCUCAUCAACCAUUUACGGAUAUAUUCGAAGAAGCUGCUCUAAGAACUCUUGGGUCAGCGACUCUUGCACCGCCAGCAAGUCGUCAUCGUCAACGACCAAAAACUGGUAGUAUUGCUAAUGCAAGAACAGUUACACGACCAACAUCACGGAAAUUGCGUACAAAUGAAGUUGAAAGUCUACUACGAAGUCUCGAACGUGAGGACGCAUUCAUCGUCCAAGUUGACUGUUUAGCUGAUUAUAGAACACUUGUAGAAACCAUUGAUUUACGUAGAACACCACUUGAUUGUCAAUUAUUAUGUGCUUUACAACAACGUGAAAAUUGUAUUGUCCAACAAAAUGCUUGUCGAGACACACGUUUUCGUUCAUUACUCGACAUACUUGAGCGACCACAUGUAGCCGGAGCUGAUGCACAAGCCCAACCGACCAAUGACAAUCAGAGUAGCUUGUCGGACUAUCCGCCCAGUGAUUUUCCGUACGAAUAUAUAAAAUAA
Rotaria socialis is the source of this 606-nucleotide messenger RNA. The record is from the annotation of a GenBank genome assembly. NCBI's taxonomy places the organism in Eukaryota, Metazoa, Rotifera, Eurotatoria, Philodinida, Philodinidae.